CCUCCCACUGAAAUGUGUCCCUUCUUCGUCCUGUCUAUAUAAGCAAUUUCGUUUUUUUUUUUUUUAAUUUAUCACUCAUUCCUUCUCCAGUAAAAAAACAGAAUGGUUACAAGAGCAAGAGGAGAAUUUGUGCUUCAACGUCUGUCUUUGUUUAUAGCAAUUCACCUUUUGCUCGCAUCUGCUAACUUCUUUAAGCCGUUCAACGUUACGUAUGACCACCGCGCGCUGAUCAUCGAUGGCCACCGCCGCAUGCUCAUUUCCGGCGGAAUUCACUACCCUCGUGCUACUCCUGAGAUGUGGCCUGAUCUGAUUGCAAAGAGCAAGGAAGGUGGGGUUGAUGUUAUCCAAACUUAUGUGUUUUGGAAUGGGCAUGAACCAGUUAGAGGACAGUAUUUCUUUGAAGGAAGAUUUGAUAUUGUCAAGUUUGUGAAGCUAGUGGGAGCUACUGGACUCUAUCUUCAUCUUCGCAUAGGUCCUUAUGUGUGCGCUGAAUGGAAUUUUGGGGGCUUCCCAGUAUGGUUGCGUGACAUCCCUGGCAUAGUAUUUCGAACAGAUAAUGCUCCUUUUAAGGAAGAGAUGCAACGGUUUGUUAAAAGGAUUGUGGAUCUAAUGCGAGAGGAAAUGCUAUUCUCUUGGCAAGGUGGUCCAAUCAUCUUGUUGCAGAUUGAAAAUGAAUAUGGAGACGUUGAACACUCAUUUGGGCCAGGGGGAAAGGAAUAUGUUAAGUGGGCUGCCAGGAUGGCUUUAGGGCUCGGAGCUGGGGUUCCUUGGAUAAUGUGCAAGCAAACAGAUGCUCCUGAAAACAUUAUAGACACAUGCAAUGCAUAUUAUUGUGACGGUUUUAAGCCAAAUUCCCAUAAUAAACCAAUACUUUGGACAGAAGAUUGGGAUGGAUGGUUUACAACUUGGGGUGGAAGACUGCCUCAUAGGCCUGUUGAAGACCUUGCCUUUGCUGUUGCACGUUUUUUUGAACGUGGAGGGAGCUUCCAGAAUUAUUAUAUGUAUUUUGGUGGAACAAACUUUGGUCGGACUGCUGGAGGCCCAUUCUAUAUAACUAGUUAUGAUUAUGAUGCUCCAAUUGAUGAAUAUGGGCUACUAAGUGAGCCCAAGUGGGGGCAUUUGAAAGAUCUGCAUGCUGCUAUAAAGCUUUGUGAACCAGCUCUAGUUGCUUCAGAUUCACCUCAGUACAUAAAAUUGGGAUCCAGGCAAGAGGCUCAUGUUUACCGUACAGAUGCUCACACUGAUGCCUUGAACUCAACUUGGCAUGGAAGUCAAAGUGGGUGCUCUGCAUUUCUUGCGAAUAUCGAUGAACAUAAAGCAGCUACUGUGAGAUUUCUUGGUCAAUCAUAUACUUUACCACCAUGGUCAGUGAGUAUAUUGCCAGACUGCAGGAAUGUUGUGUUCAACACUGCCAAGGUUGCAGCACAGACUUCUAUCAAAACUAUAGAGCUUGCUUUGCCUUAUAUCUCAGAUGUUUCUGCACCUCAGCAAUUCAUGGCUCAGAAUGAAGACUCCCAUAUACAAUUGUCCUGGUUGGCUGUAAAAGAGCCAUUUAGUAUUUGGAGUGAGAACAAUUUUACAGUGGAGGGAAUACUGGAGCAUUUGAAUGUGACAAAGGAUCAAUCAGACUAUCUUUGGUAUUUCACCAGAAUAUAUGUUUCAAAUGAUGACAUUGCAUUUUGGGAGGAAAACAAAGUUAGACCCACAGUUUCAAUAGACAGCAUGCGUGAUGUGUUACAUAUAUUUAUUAACGGCCAACUUACAAGCAGUAUGAUCGGUCGGUGGGACAAGGUUGUGCAGCCAGUUAAGUUUCAGAAGGGAUAUAAUGACUUUGUCUUGUUAUCUCAAACAGUGGGUUUGCAGAAUGGUGGUGCCUUCUUAGAAAGAGACGGAGCAGGGUUUAGAGGCCAAAUUAAGCUUACUGGAUUUAAGGACGGGGAUAUAGACCUCUCGAAAUUAUUAUGGACCUACCAGGUGGGACUUCUGGGUGAGUAUCUAAAGAUAUACACACAGGAAAAUAGUGAGAUGGUAGAAUGGACUGAUUUGACACAUGAUGAUAUUCCAUCAACAUUUACAUGGUACAAGACAUACUUUGGAGCACCAGGUGGUGCUGACCCAGUUGCUCUUGAUUUGAGAAGCAUGGGAAAGGGUCAGGCAUGGGUCAAUGGCCACCACAUAGGAAGAUACUGGACUCUGGUUGCUCCUGAGGAUGGAUGCCAAAGAAAUUGUGAUUAUCGGGGGGCUUACAGUUCUGGAAAAUGUACAACAAACUGUGGGAAGCCUACACAAACCUGGUACCACGUCCCACGGUCAUGGUUACUGGAAUCAAAUAAUUUGCUUGUCAUCUUUGAGGAGACAGGAGGGAAUCCCCUUGAUAUUUCAGUAAAGUUGCGUUCGGACAGUGUAAUCUGUGCUCAAGUAUCAGAAACCCACUAUCCACCUCUUGAGAAGUGGGUCCAUCAAGAUUUUAUUGAUGGAAGUAUUUCAGUUAAAGAUAUGACACCUGAAAUGCAGUUACGGUGUCAAGAUGGACAUAUAAUUUCAUCCAUAGAGUUUGCUAGCUAUGGAACUCCUCAAGGGAGCUGUCGAAAGUUCUCUAAAGGAAAUUGCCAUGCACCCGAUUCAUUGUCUGUUGUGGCCAAGGCUUGUCAAGGACGAAACAAAUGCAAUGUUACAGUUUCAAAUGCAGUAUUUGUAGAUGAUCCUUGCCGUGGCAUUGUUAAAACGUUGGCUGUUGAGGCAAGGUGCGCCUCAUCAAUGAAUAUCUCUGAGUAUUGACAUCAGACGCUGUCGUUGUAUCUGCUCUGUCGAAUUUUCAAGUCAAUUGGUGACAGAAAUGUUUUCAUGCUGCCACGUUAUUGGAUUAUCCGAGACUGGAGGCGUGUAUAGGUGUAAUUUUCCAUAAAAUUAACAAGGAAGCCAUUUAUUGGUAUUAAAUACAUGGUUCCGAGUUGCCACUAUCUGAUCUGAGCCGCAAUUUAAUACUAAUCUCAAAAGAUAUUAGCAUUCAGACGAGAAUUUUUGGAUCAAA
Manihot esculenta (cassava) is the source of this 3031-nucleotide messenger RNA. Its product is annotated as beta-galactosidase 9. Gene Ontology annotation, molecular function: carbohydrate binding; beta-galactosidase activity. The record is from RefSeq and is a predicted model, not a curated record. Gene Ontology annotation, biological process: carbohydrate metabolic process. Lineage: Eukaryota; Viridiplantae; Streptophyta; Magnoliopsida; Malpighiales; Euphorbiaceae. Bases 103 to 2778 code for a protein of 891 amino acids. Gene Ontology annotation, cellular component: vacuole; cell wall. The transcript has 19 exons.